CAGGCCAGGCCGCAUAAACUAACUAUUGGAGACUAUCUUUUAUUUCAGUUCUAUCUAAACAAAGUUUUUUCUUUUCAUUUUCAUGUGCGGCUGCCAUUUCCACGCUGAUUUGUUGAUUUUUUAGGUAAGCAUAUAGAAACAAGAAAUAUAUAUUUUUUAUUGGCUACUAUGAUGAACGAAUGAGCAGAAGAGUUCUUGAAGACUAUAUUCAUCACCCAAGACUGACACAGCCAGCCAACUGGAAAAUCUCUUAAAUCUCUUGCAAAAAUACUAAUCCUUUCCAUUGCUUCUCUUGCAGACGUGAGAUGGCAACCUCUUCGCACCUCAAUUGGUUGAUCAUUCGCAACAACAACGCCUUCUUGUUGAAGAAGCGCGAUGUGAAGAAACCCUUCAGCACAGAGCCAAACAACUUGGCCAGCGUGAGCUCGUACCGCUACAGCGGCAUCGUGCACAAGAAGACCCUGGGCGUCGUCCCCACUGCCGACAAGAAGGGCUUCACCGCUGUGCUGAAGAAGGGCAAGUAUGCCCAGCGUCCUGCCAAGAACACCGUUCGCGUUGAGUUCAAGGCCGGUCCCCGUCGCUCCCUGAAGAAGCUGAAGAACCUGCUGAUUGGCUCCAAAUACCGCAAGGACCUGACACAGGCUGCUCUUCGCCGCGCGUCCGCUGUUCUGCGCUCCCAGAAGCCCGCCCCCAUCAAGGGAAAGAAGGCCGAGCUGGCUAAGGGUAAGAAGCCCGAAUAAAAUGUACCAACUGGGAUUAAGCGGAGCUGUUUUCUACUCGAGAAUAAAGAAAAAAUGUUAAAAACACACUAA
Drosophila ananassae is the source of this 812-nucleotide messenger RNA. RefSeq names its product 60S ribosomal protein L28 (gene RpL28). Gene Ontology annotation, cellular component: ribosome; cytosolic large ribosomal subunit. NCBI's taxonomy places the organism in Eukaryota, Metazoa, Arthropoda, Insecta, Diptera, Drosophilidae. The record is from RefSeq and is a predicted model, not a curated record. Gene Ontology annotation, biological process: translation. Gene Ontology annotation, molecular function: structural constituent of ribosome. The transcript has 4 exons. Bases 306 to 740 code for a protein of 144 amino acids.